Molecule: messenger RNA, 195 nt
Organism: Penicillium verrucosum
Lineage: Eukaryota; Fungi; Ascomycota; Eurotiomycetes; Eurotiales; Aspergillaceae
Exons: 2
Source: RefSeq, a predicted model, not a curated record
AAAUCUAUUAUAAGAUUCGAUAAUACGAGGGCGAUUAUAAUAAAACCUUCCGGGAGCGAUAGUUUAUAUAUCUAUUGUAUAAAUUUUAAUAGUCUAAUCCCGUCUUUAUAUAUCUUUUUCGAAGGCUUUAAGUACCUAGAGGCCUAUACCUACUAUAUUAAGCGGCUCUAUAGCCCGAUCGAUAUAUCGAUCUAG